AUGUGCUGCGGCGGCUUCAGCAGGGGCGGAGGUGGCGGAGGUGGCGGCGGCCGGGAAUCUCCCUCCGUCAAUAGUCUCGCUGCUGCCCGAGCUUCAGGUUCUACUCAGGGGUGGCACAAGAAACCAUCCCGGCGCAAAAGCCAAAGGCUCAAAAGCAUCAAGGUGGAAGCAAAGACAAGUGAGUUCAAACAGGCUCGUGACAAAGGUUUCGAUCAAAGUUUCUUUGGAGCGUCAAACGGCGUCCGGAAGGGAAAGUCCAAGCAAAGAGCCAGCCGGGGCAGUGACACGAGCAGGCAUGCCAUGAAUGGCUCAACCAGUUCCUGGUGA
Messenger RNA from Fusarium subglutinans, 327 nucleotides. RefSeq lists its product as uncharacterized. Bases 1 to 327 code for a protein of 108 amino acids. The record is from RefSeq and is a predicted model, not a curated record. Lineage: Eukaryota; Fungi; Ascomycota; Sordariomycetes; Hypocreales; Nectriaceae. The transcript has a single exon.